UACCAGUUGAGUCAAAUUUACCUGUAUGGACAAAUUGUUGGAUAGUUCACCAAAGGUGAAAGGCGGAGGGGGUGUUAACAAGAAGGCAAUGGACGGAGAUUUAAGGGGAAAACUCCAAUCUGUGUUUGAUGUGUGUGAUGUUCAGAAGGAAGGCUAUAUAACUGUUGAUCACUUCAAGAAUUUGGCGAAAGAACAUUUCGGAGCUGACAGUGAUGAGAACGUAGUAGGGAUUGUACAGAUUCUCGAUCCAGAAGGAAAAGGAAAAAUAAACUUUGACGAUUUCUGUCAAGGUGUCAACCAGAUCCUUGAGCUUCAGCCCCAGACACCUGUUACGGACCUCUCCAAAAGCCCGUUUGACUUUUCCUCAAGCUUCGCCAGCAACGGACUCGGGGAACUGUUGGGAGACAUUUCACCCACCGAGUGUAAGGAAGUAUCAGAGGCAAGUGCAUACACCUUUAACGAGUACGAUACCAACACAGACGAGGAUGGGGUUGGUCUUCUGAUCGACUUUUCUACUCCUGAACCAGUACGGAAGGACCUCCAACAGCUGUCUUAUAACAGUCAGCUGGAUUGUACAGACGAAGAGAAUUUUGAAGAUUUUGGAGAAGCAGAUGAUCUUGAAUCUGACACAUCUGACCACCUCAGUCAUAACAAGAGCUGCGAGAACUGUCACAAAAUCCGGAGUAAAAGGGGAGUUAACUAUCGGGAGAAGCAUCACCGUCGCAGUUCCUCAGGCCAUUUCACAUUUUCGACUCCUAGAGAGUACCGUUCCUUCAGUCAUCAAUCUGCCAGUCGACGUUCAGUGGCGGCAGCCUUACACAACAAUAAUCACUUUCCACCCAAAAGUCGAAGUCCUGCACCAGACGACGAGGUACUGGCUGAUAUUGACGGCAGUUUUAACCAACUCAACGAUAAGGUACAAUUACUGGAGAAUCAGAUUUUACAGUUAAACGAAGAAAAAAAAGAAGUCGUUUUCAGUCAUUCUAAGUUGAAAGACGAUAACAGUAUUCUCAUUGAAAGAGUGCAUUCUUUGGAAGAACAGCUCAAGGAUGUAGAAAUAAAAUCUGAUGAGAGAGUUUUCGACGAGCAGAGAAAAUACAAAGAAAUCAUGUCUCGGCAGGAACGAGAGAAAUCGGAUGAGAUGGAGUAUGUAACAAGGAGGCUCCAAACUUUAGAAAGCGAAUGUGAUCAACUUAAACAAGAAAAUCCUAAAUUACGACUGGAUAUAGAGAGAUUACGAAAUGAAAAAACAGAACUCCAAGAAAAGUUGUCCGAAACACAGAUUGACUAUAAUACAUUGUUAGGUGAACAUGAAGAUUUUAAACGACGAUCAGAAAGGGAGCGAGAAACAACAGGCCAGUUAUUAGAUGAGUUAGGGAAGGAGCUGGGAGAACUGCGACAGUAUAAAAUAGAUAUGGACCUACAUCGGCCUAGAGGGGAGAGCCAGGGCGAGUUACCGGGACGUUAUCAUGCCCUUCAGACGGAAGUGACAAGGUUAAAAGAGGAGAACAAAGCUCUCCAUGACACAAAUGAGGACCUGAGUGCCCAGCUUCUCACCAAUUGUUUGGAGGAGGGACGCUCUCUAGUCCAGAAUAAGGAAAACUCUUUGGCUGCAGAACUCGACCAUCUCACCAAAGAGGAGUUGAUGGACAAGUUGAGAAAACAAACAGAUAUCAAUAUUCGUCUGGAGGCUUACGUCGACCGGAUACUCCUACGAAUAAUGGAGAUGAACCCCACCCUGUUGGAAGUGUGUACCAAUGGACAUAUCGUAAUCAAUAUUUGUCUUGACCAUGGAUUUCCCAGCAAGCCAUCAUGCAUGGCCCAUGACUCCAAGCUGCGACUGCUGGCAGUUGGAACGAAACAGGGUAUCAUCAAAGUUUAUGGACAGCCAGGUGUGGAGCUUACAGGUGAAUUGAUGAGCGAUGCUACAGUCAACCAAUUAUUUUUCCUCAAUGAAGAGGGGAGACUGGUGGCGGUGAGCAGCGACAACACCAUCUAUUUAUGGGAGAUUAACGUUAAAAAAGAGAAAACCGUUCUAGAGAAUGUUAAAGAAUUUGUCUUUGGAGUAGAAGAAGGCAAACCCAAAAACAUAUCAGUAUGUUGUGUGACAAAGGAUGGCAAGUGUUUGUUGAUUGGAACAGAAGAGGGCAACAUUUACAUGCUCGACCUACAGACAUUCAAGCUCAUGGAGCAGAUCGUCUACCAAGAUGUUGUCAUGCAAAAUGUACCAGAUGACUUCAAAGUUAACCCAGGUGCAGUGGAAACUAUUGCAAACCACCCCACAAACCCCGACAAGUUCCUGAUUGGCUACAACAGAGGGUUGAUCGUCCUGUGGGACAACAAAGAAUGCAAUGCUGACCAGACCUACAACGCUACACAGCAACUAGAGUCUGUUGCCUGGCACAGAAAUGGUUCUGAGUUUAUCAGUGCUCACAUAGAUGGUAGCUACAUCAAGUGGAAGUCCACAGACUCCUCAGAGCCAAAAGAACCUGCUCUAACUCCUUAUGGUCCAUUCCCAUGUAAAGCCAUCAGUAAGGUCUGCUGGAAAACUGCUAAGAGUGAUCCAUUCAUCAUAUUCUCUGGUGGCAUGCCAAGGGCUAGCUACGGAGACCGUCACACCAUCAGCGUGAUGCAGGAGAAUUCUAACAACCACAUUGUGUUUGACUUCACAUCUAAGGUGGUUGACUUUGUGACCAUCACACGGGCUGAUGAGAAUGACACCAGUGAGGAUAGAGAUGAGAAUGACGAGCCUCACACAUUAGUUGUCCUGGCUGAAGAGGAAAUAGUCCUCAUCGACCUGGACUCCAACAACUGGCCAACAUUCCAUCUGCCGUAUAUGAACAGCUUACACUGCUCGGCUAUAACCUGUUCACAGCAUGUUGGCAACAUCCCGAACCAACUCUGGCAGAAAAUCGUGGAUGCUGGAGAGGCUCAGAUGGAUGGCCUCUCAAAGAGAGAUUGGCCGAUUAAUGGAGGGAAACUUGAAGGAGCAGAAGGGUCGACAAAAGACUUGAUGUUAACUGGUCAUGAAGAUGGUACAGUGAAGUUCUGGGAUGCCUCUGGAACCUCCAUGAAGUUGUUAUACAAAUUGUCAACCUGCAGCAUAUUUAAUGUUGACAUCCAUACAGGUGGUGACAGCAAUGGCGAAGUCGAGGAGGAGUGGCCUCCCUUUAGGAAGGUUGGAAACUAUGAUCCAUUCAGUGAUGAUCCCAGACUCGGCAUCCAAAAAAUCUCGCUUUGUCCACUCAGCGAGACGCUAGUGAUUGCAGGAACUGCAGGACAGGUGAUCACCUUACAAAUGGAGCGUGAAGACCGGGAACAGGAGGUUGAGACCGUUAAGGUCAACAUUGUCAAUGACCGUGACAAUUUUGUAUGGAAGGGUCAUGAGGCUCUACCACAAAGGGAAGGUGACAUCAAAUUUGCAUCUGGAUUCCAGCCCACAAGUAUAAUGCAGGUUUACCCUCCUGCUGCCUGUACUGCUCUUGCCUUUAACUCAGAAUGGCAGUUAGUGGCAGCUGGUACCGCCCAUGGCUUUGGACUAUUUGAUUACGCCCAGAAGAAGGAAGUGUUAGUUCGCUGUACUCUUAACCCAACAGACAUGACUGGAACAUCGGAUACACCUAUGUCAAGAAGGAAGUCCCUAAAGAAAUCCUUGAGAGAAUCAUUCCGUAAGCUGAGACGGGGUCGCUCCCAGAGGCGUGAGAAAGUCAAGAAAGAUGACAAAACUGAGGAAAAGACCACAGGUAUAGAGGAAACUCCUGCAGAGGGCGCCACCAGUCGGACAUCCCCUGCAGCAUCACCUGAGCCACGACCGGUGGAGCGAGCAGUAGAAGCUCGCAGCACGGAAGACUCCAUGGCAUCUAUGGUUAGAUGUCUGUACUUCGCAGAUACUUUUAUCACACAAGGUUCUGGAAACACACCGUCACUAUGGGUGGGCACAAAUGGCGGACACGUCUACAUAUACAGCAUAAGUGUACCAACAGAGAAAAGGUCAGAGACAGAUGUCACAUCUCUACUAGCAAAGGAAAUAAAGCUACGUCACAAAGCACCAGUCAUUUCUAUCGGCGUGGUUGAUAGCCGGGCACGAACUCUUCCUGACCCACUCGAGGUCCAGCAUGAGCGAGCCAAAGCUCCAGAAAUGUCAGGCCAGCAUUCCGUAGUUAUUUGCUCCGAAGAGCAGCUCAAGAUCUUCUCACUACCCCAGCUGAAGGCUAGGUGGAAGUUCAAACUCACAGCUCUUCAUGGUUCCCGAAUCCGCAAAGUCGCUUUCGUCACAUUUAGAAGCAAAAGUGAUGAAAAUUACACCGAGAAUGAUAUUGCCUGCCUUAGUAACCAGGGUGACCUUAGUGUAUACUCGAUCAUGACACUGCGAGAACAAUUAAUGGCUUCAGCGCUACGCAGAGAAGAUAUCAAUGGUAUCUCAUCAUUUACCUUUACAAAACAAGGCCAGGGCUUUUUCCUGAACUCCCCAUCAGAAUAUAUCCGAGUAACACUGUCAUCACGGUAUGUGGCUGACUCCAACUGUGCAGUUGAGUUAAAGGAGGGCAUGAGACCUGAACCAGAGCCUGAGCCAGUCGUAGAGGCAGCUCCGGUGGCUGAAGGGACAACAGAGGGUGCUGAGGAAGGUCAGACAGCACAGGAAGAGGAAAAACAAGGGGAGGGCGAGAAUCUAGCGAGUCAGCAGCAGUACAACAGUGGGGACAUCGCUGAAGCUCUCAGCGACUCACAGUUGAUGAAUGAUUCGCGAGCAGAUACCACAAUAGAAGGGGAGAUAACUCAAGACAGUAUACAAGUUAUGGAGACACUGUCCACUGAGGUGACCACUGAAGUUCAGUCAAGUACUGUUGUCGAGACGACGACCACAACAGUGGCCGAGGUAUCACACACGGCAUCUUCCGUCAUGGAGACAGUCACCUCAGUUACAUCUUCAACCACAGAGGAAACAACCACACAAGUAAAUAACAUAGAUGACGACACGAAGGCGACACAACCUGUUGUGGAGGAGAUUGAUACUUCAGAUAAACUGAAGGAACUGAAGAUAACCGAAGAUGUAGAUGAAACAGUGAUCGCCAAGAAAGUCGCACAAGAAGCCGAUACCAUUGUGGACACUGCUGUUGCAAGUUAAUUCCAGAAAUGUCCCCCUUUGUAAUACUCCCCUAUAGGGAGUCAGAAAUGUGGUAUCGGGGCAGCUGGGACCAAGAACGCAGGCGCUUUUACAGUAUUUUGCAGCACUGAUGAUAGUAUGGAUAUUUCUGGUGAUGAUGCUGAUAUCAGGUGAAAUUCUUUAGACAAGACAUGCUAACAUAGAAGCAGGCCUGUUCGAUGACAGGCAAAACUUCCUUACUUCUGGACAGCCUGUGACUUUCAGUGUCAUCAACGUAAUUCCAAAAUUAGUCUUGACAUUUAUAAUUGCUCUGUUAUGAAGUGUGGGCAUUUAGUUCAUCUAAGACUCAUGAUGACAGCGUGUGUGAAUUCUAAUUGCGUCAGUGACGGACAUUGCUCAUCUUUUGAACAAAAAAAAAACAGCUUUAAGGUAGGAUGGUGUGGAAUGCAUUAUCCAUGUCAAUGAUUUCUGAAUCUGAUUGAAUUUAUCAGUAUAAUAAGGAUGGAAUACAGUCAGAUUCAAGAUGUUUCAUCUUCCAUACACUCAUUUAACCAACCUUAAAUUAUUAACUUCAUUAAAAUGUUUUCUGUUUAGUUACUAUGGUGAUAUAAGCAGUACUGAUGCUAUAUAUAUUAAUAGUCUAUGUCAUAAUGUGGUUGGGGAUAUAGACAGCUUCCAUUUGGAAACAUAAUGUAGUUUUGUAAGGUUCUUUUUGUAAGUGUUGCAAAGUUAAUCACGAUGAUUGUAAAUUAUGCAAAUUUUUAUUUUAUACGAUUUCUUUUCGAAGCUUCAUUGGUUAAUGCUCUUUAUAUUUUAUGCAUUUUUAUGUGAUUAGUGCAAUUUAAGUUUAAGAGUCCAUAGAAAUGUUGAGUCCUGGAUAAGGCAGCAUAAGAAAAGCAAAGAAAAACGAUUAAAUCAGAACAUGAAAGCUGGAGGCAUGCUUGUAUCAGUAUUUUAUAGUUGGAUUAUUUCUAGCAUUAUAUAAAACUGACCCCAGUUUUAGAUGUGUUCUUAAAGAUAUUUCCUUCACACCAGCACAACUUUUGCAUUGGGGGAAAAAAUGGAAAAUUCUUUGUUGAAGAACGUUCAGGAAACUUGGGUUAGGUCGAAUUUAAAGAAUACAGAAGCAGAAUAUUUCCAUCAAAUGAAAUAUUACUGUAAGCAUGUUUUCAACAUUUUUGAAGACAUGGUAACAAAAUAGAGAUUUGUAUGUGUUUUGUGUAUAGAUUUGUACAGUUUUAGAUAAAAUGUGAUAGUUUAUUUAGUGUGUUAAAUUCUGUGCUAAUAUGUCUUAAUAGCAAUAUUCUAACUUUGUUAAAAACUUAAACCGACAAUGUAGUUGUACAUGUUUUAAAUGAAAAUGUUUUGCUGUUAAAGUGACUACAUUGCCAAGUUCCAUAUUUUAUAUAUUAGAAUUUCGAAUCUUACUAUACUUUAAACUAGAUCUGUAACAUAUUUAAACAGCGUACAUCAAUAUACAGUUAAAGUAUGGGGUUGAGGGAUAUAGAAAGUUUCUGGAUUACGGAGACCAGGUCUAUUUCCCGAGGCGAAAAUAAUAAUCUAUUUAUAGUAUUUAUUUAAAAAACAAAGUUUGCUAUACCAAUAUUAUUUGACGAAUGAAAUAAAUAAUUGAUUUAAGAAAUUUCAGAAAAAGUGAUAUUUAUGAUUGAAAAAAAUGGAUGAUCAUUUGAUGAUAGUACACUUAAAUAAGUUAAAACUUCUUCAUUUACAUGCAGUGUGAAGAUGUAAAUAGUACUAACAGCGUUGUGUAACUUCUGGCUUGGGUAAGGUCAAUUUCUCUAUGUGUUCAGAUAGUUAUGGGUGGGCUGAAAUGGUUGUGAUGUUUUGAUGUCAAGCUGACCUGAUUAUUGUUGGCAUAAUAGGGUGUGAUGGUAGUUAGUCAUUUAUAGUCCUUAGGCAAUAUUAAAGUGAAAAUUUGUGACUGGCAGGUUUCAUUGGGUCCGUUAAGUGUGAACCCUGUCCUCUAUAUUGGUAUAGAAAGGUUGUAUUUGUGUGAUCUUGGAUGUGUUCCCCUUACCACUGUGAAUUUUUUUUAAUCCAAAGCUUAAGUGAUUUUGACACUGUAGACUCAGAGUUUUUCAUGUAACAGUCCAAAUUGUACACAUAGAUAGAUAUCAUUGUAUAAUUUGAUUUUAAAGGAAGUGUCCCAUUCACCAGUAACAUUUGAUUGAAGGGUUUCUUAGGUAAAAUAACGUAUGGUCAGCUUACUGUAUUUAUCUACAUUACCAUGUAACCUAUACUUUAACAGAUGACUAUUGAACUUAACAUGAAAAAUUCGGUUUCUACAGUAAAAUACCAUUUAUUUGCCUUAUCAAUUGUUAAAUGCAAUUUUAUACAUUUUUGCUCGUGCCUCGCUGUUUGUGACCCAUUUAAGGAUGGCGAUAUGCUUGUUAACGUUGUGAUACCCCUGUGUUUUAAGGGUUUAAGGAAUAGGGUUUAUUUUUCUCACUAGUGUAUUCAUGUUAAAUAUUUCAAAUGACCAAACUACCAAGAUUUUUAUCAUGUUUUCCAUAUGAUUGUUUUCCAGAGAGAUUGCUUGUAAAGCUUUUUGAUAUAUAAGUGUGAAUAUGAUGACACUUUCUUCGUCUGAGUAUGGUUGGUAAUCAUUCUAGAAACAACUGGGACUUUUUUUGGAAAACAAAGCCUUCAUUAUCCAUUGAUAAAAAAGUAUUAAACACUGCUGUGAAUGGGGAAAAAAGGAUUUUAGAUAAGGAUUAUACAGGGACACCAUUUUCAGAGUUGAACCAUAAGUAUGUGAUCAAGUGAUGUUGAGUCUUUUCAAAGCCAGUAUAACUAAUAGCCAUCUUGUAUCAUUACUAUGCUUGCUUGUGUUGUCAGUAACAUGGUAAGUGUCUGUGCAUUUAAUUAAAUCACUCAUACUGGUUGUAAAUGAAUUGUGUAUUAUUCAUGUUAUGUAAUAAUGGCAUUAUUUUGAUUACAACCAUCAAGAUGAAAGCCUAAUAAAAUAUUCCACCAUAACACAA
Molecule: messenger RNA, 8109 nt
Organism: Pecten maximus
Lineage: Eukaryota; Metazoa; Mollusca; Bivalvia; Pectinida; Pectinidae
Product: LLGL scribble cell polarity complex component 2-like
Biological process (GO): regulation of protein secretion; cortical actin cytoskeleton organization; regulation of Notch signaling pathway
Cellular component (GO): cortical actin cytoskeleton; cytoplasm; plasma membrane
Molecular function (GO): calcium ion binding; GTPase activator activity; syntaxin binding
Source: RefSeq, a predicted model, not a curated record